UCGUCGGGGUACUUUCACACAGUUCACAGAUGGAUUACCUUGAACUAAUCAUGUGACUUUAUGAGGGAGCACCUUUUUUCACUGGAGGAAAUCCACUUGAUUACUUAAAAACAGUCCCACCCAUUUUAAAGCACACAUAAAACAGCCUGCUAACAACAGCCUCUAUACACAGUUGGGCAGGCACAGCGAAUCCAUCUGUCUGACAGAGUGACAGACACUUUCCAUUUAUUUGUUCUCUCAGGGAGGACAUCACUGGCUGGACUUGCAGAAGUGUAACAAGUUGAAUCUGUGCUAAAACCGCCUGUGUUGGUAGGACUCAGCUGGGGAAAAUGGGAAACGAGCAUUCCAAGAACAAAGAAUUAACCAAGAAUGGGACAUUUCCCGAGAAGCACGAAAAUGGAUCAGUUAAAGGCCUCCCUGCAGACGUCACAUCGAACGGACUGGAGAUUGAUGUUAACCAUGACACUGUGGUCCAGAAAAAUGGUGGGAUCCACACUUUAAACCUUGCCACAGAAACACCCGAGUCUGGUUUUGUCAUAGUCGAAACAGACAAAAAUGCAGACGCUCCAGUUAUUGUUGAAAUACCUCAAACCGCCAUCCAGAAAGAAGAGGUCAAGAAAAAUAAAGAAGAAAAAGGUCAUCUUUUUGGCAAAAUGUUUAAAAAGAAGGCAGAACUUCCAGCUGUUGUUCAGAGUGUUCAAGAUAAAGAAACAUCAAUUGAAGCUCAAACAGAUGUAAGUCUUCCUGCUGCUGAAGCACAGCCGGACACAGCCAACCUAAAGCAAGAAUCAGAAUCACUAACGGAGCCAGAAAGGGUGACUCUAGACCAGAGUCCUGAGGAAGACAACGCUCCUGAAGGUGACCAGGGAACCAGUCGACCUGCGGAAAGCCAAGAGGACAGUAAGCCAGAAGAGAAUCCAAUUAUGAACUUCUUCAAAACACUAGUGACACCUACUAAAACAACCAAAAAGGAAACAGCUACUCCUGAUGCCACGAAAGAUCAGUCCCAGAAGGAGAGCCAACCAGCAGCAACCACUACUGUUGCACAGGUGUCUGAGGCACCUGCAGCACCCAAAGGAAUGCCUAUCCCACCCCCACCUCCUCCAGAGCCACCAAAAAUGGAAAUCAAAGGAGAGCCAGCUGCCAAACCUGCAAAACCCACACCAAAAGAAGAACCGAAAGCUGCUGCAAAGGAACCCGAGUCCUCAAAAGGAAAAUCUGCCAAGGAUACGCUGAGCAAAUUCUUCCGUCCGAAGGCACUGCUAGGUGUCAAGGCAUCCAAAGGCAAGAGCCCUUCAGCAAGCGGAGCCGCUGCCUCGGCCAAGACUGCAACAGUGACAAUCAAGGAGGCCCCACGGCCAGCAGUAGAAGUAGAAGUACAACCAGUUGUAGAAGCACAGGAGACACCAGUGGAGGUGCCAGAACCAGUUACAGAUGUUCAGAGGGUGGAGGAGGUGCCACAGCCAGUGGUAGGAGCCGAGAAGGUGGAUCCUUCAAAAGCCAGCACCUUGGAGGCUGCUCCAAAGCCAGAACCACCACCACCUGUUCAGGAAGAGAAGAAAACAGCCUCAAAAUCAUCCUUCCUGUCUCUCUUCAAGCCUAAAGCUGCUGAUCCCAAGAAGGCGACCCCUGCCCCGGCUGCUGCAACUGAGGCACCUCAGCCGGUUAAAGCCAAGGAGGAGCCCAAAGCAGUAGCCAAGUCAUCAGAGGCGAGUGUAGACAGCAAACCAGUUUCAGUGGCCUCCCCAGCUGGAGAUGAUGUGGCCAGUGUGCCCAAGAAACUAGAGAAGAGGAACUCCAUCCAGCUGUUCUUUAAAAUUCUGGGUCAAAAACGCAACUCUACAGACGCCGGGGUCCAGACAGAGCCAGUCACUGUCGCUCCAGCAGCUGAGAAGGCCAAAUGAAACCAGAAGCAACACUGAAGUUUUCCUGUACAGACUGUCUCUCUUCCUUGCUCUUACUCAGUCCUUAUCUCUCUCUGUCUCCACUUCAGCCCCCAUUGAAUUACUUUAACUACAUUAUUAUUUUAUUGUUUUUGUUACUGUUUAGAAGCUACAAUGUGAAGGGAAAAGUGACUGUGAGGAUAAAAGCAAGUGAACAGGUGUGAGAAAGAUGAACAGUGAGCAGGUAGUUGAAGUAGUGGUGAUGUGAAAGGGUCCAAGGAGAGGCUGUUGAGGUACAUUUAUAAAUAUAUAUACAGUAUAUAUAUAUAUAUAUAUAUAUAUAUAUAUGUGGUCAUAUAAAUGUCUUGACAAGUAUGAGUGUGAAAACUUUUCUACAGACAUUUAAUGUGACCUCCUUCUGUUCUUGCGAUCUGACAUACUGGGCUUACGCAGUAGACAACAACACGCUUUGCCUUUUGCAAUUAAUUUGUCAGAAACAGUUUAAAGCAUGUUGUCAUUGUCAUGCAGGUUCAGCUUUCACAGUUCAAACCAGAGGAACCGUGCAGUCGAAGCAAUGCAGAUGUUAAUAUGAAAUGGGGAAAAAAAAUUAGAUUUAUAUCAUAUUAAAACUAACAGCUCUUAGCCGUGCUGAUAGGACGAGCACUUUCAUAUAACAAACUGCAGAUGUUUUAACUUUAUGUCAGCUAUAUGUACACUAAAACACAUACAUGCAUAUCCUAACAGUCAUGUGUGGGGCCAUGUGGGAAAAUCACAAUCUUUACUGUUCUGUGGGGAGCUGAUUGUAAGUGUUCACAAACACAUCUGAGGUGGCAAAAUGGUGUCGUCGUGCAGAUGUGUCCUUGUGGCAUGUUCUGCAGCGGUCAUAAAUCACAGUCAAUUAGCUUUUAAUUUGAUUGCAGCACUUUGUGUCGUGUAAUUUAAUGGAAGUCUCACGGUGUUAUCAUUUGUGUGUGUGUGUGGCAUAUGUGCAAUUAAUAUCGUGCUUUUGUUUGCCUACAUGUACGUACGCGUGGACGUGUAACUUCAGCCGAUACAAUAAACAUGCUCACCAUUU
This is a messenger RNA of Scatophagus argus, 2958 nucleotides long. RefSeq names its product brain enriched myelin associated protein 1 (gene bcas1). The coding region runs from base 330 to 1904 and encodes 524 amino acids. The record is from RefSeq and is a predicted model, not a curated record. The transcript is spliced from 15 exons. Gene Ontology annotation, biological process: myelination. NCBI's taxonomy places the organism in Eukaryota, Metazoa, Chordata, Actinopteri, Scatophagidae.